Molecule: messenger RNA, 9357 nt
Organism: Magallana angulata
Lineage: Eukaryota; Metazoa; Mollusca; Bivalvia; Ostreida; Ostreidae
Product: protein lava lamp-like
Exons: 48
Coding region: 402-7547 (2381 amino acids)
Source: RefSeq, a predicted model, not a curated record
GUAGUCAGAUAUAAAAGGGGAAUAAUGUGUGUAUAUAUGAAUUCAUGUGAGCUUUAAUCAGGUCUGAACUCCUUGAUCUCCUUGAUGAAAUUUUUAAAACGAGGCAUGUCUCGUAAAUCACAAAUGUUGAAAAUGAAUGAUGGUGAGGCAUCCUGUGAAAAAAAGAAAAUGGAUCCAGGGAAAAGAGACGCAAUAGUAGCAUAGCUUGAUUUGUUUUUUGAAGACAAGACUGUAACUUCUAUCACUGAUGUUAGUUCAGGAAGGGAAUUCUUAGACUUUAUUGCAAGACAAUACUAUUGGCCCUCAUAGGAGCCUUCUUCCAACAUUCGUCUGGAGAUGUUGGAGAAUUUGGAAAGGUUGCCCUGAACCUACCUGAUGACAAGCAGCAAGAAAUUCUUCAAAUGCUGAAGCAUAUUAUCAGAGAAGAUGUCCAGCUAAACGAAGAAUUUUUUGCUGUUCUGUCAAAACAUUUAGUGACUCCCACCCCUGGUCCAGAGGCAUGGGCACCACUGUUGGAGCAAUCCUUCAACUUUGCGAGUAGAUGCAUCAAUGGCUCUAUGAGAGAUAGCCCAACUCCUGCCAACCACCAGAAUAAUAGUGUCGUGAACCUCUCUGUGCUGGGAAUCAACUCUGCACUGCGAAAGAUGUCUCUCAACUCCUCCCCUGCCCCCGCAUCUCUUGCAAACCUGAUGCACUCUCCUCAACUCAUGCAGAAGGCUCAGCUUCGACAAAGGGAAAGGGAAAUUAAGAGACUAGAAUUAGACCUUAAAAAUGAACAGUAUAUGAGAUGUGACCUGGAAUUGGAUCUAAAAGAGAAAUGCUCAACACUUGAACAAAAAGAAUUAAAAAUCAGGGAGUUAAAAGAAUCCAUCAAAGAACAAAGAAAGCUACGAGAUGCUGUUGAUGAGUUGGAUGAUCAUGUUCAGAAACUAAAUGAAAAACUGAACCAGUUUUUACAGAGUUCCAAGGCCAAAAUGACAGAGUUUCAAGAAAUGAAGCAACAGAAAGAGUAUUUUGAAAAGCAAUAUGAGGAAACCUUGUCCCAGUACAACCAAAUGGAAGAAGCCAUGUGCAGCCUGAUAUCCUUUAAAGAAAGGUACCACGAGUAUCGCAGUAAAUGCCACACACAGGAAGAAGAAAUGUUGGCUUUGCAAUCCCGACUCCAACAUAGAGCGGAAGAAAUUGAGGCCCUCAAAGGGGAAUUGUCCUCAAUGAAUGAGGCCCGACAGUGUGUGUUGCAGCAGUUCAACGAUAUGAAGAGGGAGAAAGGAGAAUUAGAGGACAUGUUUGCUGCUAAUAACAUGGGUGGUUGUGUAGGAGAAAGCAUGGGAGUGGUGACAGACAUCAGGAUCCGAGACCUAGAGGCCGAAUUGACUCAUCUGAAGUCUGCUUGGAUUGACCCCAUCACUCACGACCAGGUCAAGAAGGAGCUGCUACGAAUGACAAAGGCUAUGGAGGUUUGUCAAACAAAGUUUUCUGAGGUUCACACGCCCCAAGCCAAAAAGCCCAGGGAAGAACAGGACGCCCUGACAUCGCUCAGAUCGUCAGAGGAGGGGCUGAGCUCCCAGGGUCAGGAGAUGGAGGAGACAGUAACCAGAUUGAAGAAAGAACUGUCCCACAGCCAGGCAGAGUACAGUCUGCUCAGACAGGUAAUUCACUCCUUUCUUAUUAACCGGGUUUUCCAACGGAAAAAUCCUGUCAUUGAAAUUGUGAAAAUGGCGGGCGGGCGGUUGCCAAAAAGGUCUGCUUGGAUUGACCCCAUCACUCACGACCAGGUCAAGAAGGAGCUGCUACGAAUGACAAAGGCUAUGGAGACAAAGUUUUCUGAGGUUCACACGCCCCAAGCCAAAAAGCCCAGGGAAGAACAGGACGCCCUGACAUCGCUUAGAUCGUCAGAGGAGGGGCUGAGCUCCCAGGGUCAGGAGAUGGAGGAGACAGUAACCAGAUUGAAGAAAGAACUGUCCCACAGCCAGGCAGAGUACAGUCUGCUCAGACAGUCUGCUUGGAUUGACCCCAUCACUCACGACCAGGUCAAGAAGGAGCUGCUACGAAUGACAAAGGCUAUGGAGACAAAGUUUUCUGAGGUUCACACGCCCCAAGCCAAAAAGCCCAGGGAAGAACAGGACGCCCUGACAUCGCUCAGAUCGUCAGAGGAGGGGCUGAGCUCCCAGGGUCAGGAGAUGGAGGAGACAGUAACCAGAUUGAAGAAAGAACUGUCCCACAGCCAGGCAGAGUACAGUCUGCUCAGACAGUCUGCUUGGAUUGACCCCAUCACUCACGACCAGGUCAAGAAGGAGCUGCUACGAAUGACAAAGGCUAUGGAGACAAAGUUUUCUGAGGUUCACACGCCCCAAGCCAAAAAGCCCAGGGAAGAACAGGACGCCCUGACAUCGCUCAGAUCGUCAGAGGAGGGGCUGAGCUCCCAGGGUCAGGAGAUGGAGGAGACAGUAACCAGAUUGAAGAAAGAACUGUCCCACAGCCAGGCAGAGUACAGUCUGCUCAGACAGUCUGCUUGGAUUGACCCCAUCACUCACGACCAGGUCAAGAAGGAGCUGCUACGAAUGACAAAGGCUAUGGAGACAAAGUUUUCUGAGGUUCACACGCCCCAAGCCAAAAAGCCCAGGGAAGAACAGGACGCCCUGACAUCGCUCAGAUCGUCAGAGGAGGGGCUGAGCUCCCAGGGUCAGGAGAUGGAGGAGACAGUAACCAGAUUGAAGAAAGAACUGUCCCACAGCCAGGCAGAGUACAGUCUGCUCAGACAGUCUGCUUGGAUUGACCCCAUCACUCACGACCAGGUCAAGAAGGAGCUGCUACGAAUGACAAAGGCUAUGGAGACAAAGUUUUCUGAGGUUCACACGCCCCAAGCCAAAAAGCCCAGGGAAGAACAGGACGCCCUGACAUCGCUCAGAUCGUCAGAGGAGGGGCUGAGCUCCCAGGGUCAGGAGAUGGAGGAGACAGUAACCAGAUUGAAGAAAGAACUGUCCCACAGCCAGGCAGAGUACAGUCUGCUCAGACAGUCUGCUUGGAUUGACCCCAUCACUCACGACCAGGUCAAGAAGGAGCUGCUACGAAUGACAAAGGCUAUGGAGACAAAGUUUUCUGAGGUUCACACGCCCCAAGCCAAAAAGCCCAGGGAAGAACAGGACGCCCUGACAUCGCUCAGAUCGUCAGAGGAGGGGCUGAGCUCCCAGGGUCAGGAGAUGGAGGAGACAGUAACCAGAUUGAAGAAAGAACUGUCCCACAGCCAGGCAGAGUACAGUCUGCUCAGACAGUCUGCUUGGAUUGACCCCAUCACUCACGACCAGGUCAAGAAGGAGCUGCUACGAAUGACAAAGGCUAUGGAGACAAAGUUUUCUGAGGUUCACACGCCCCAAGCCAAAAAGCCCAGGGAAGAACAGGACGCCCUGACAUCGCUCAGAUCGUCAGAGGAGGGGCUGAGCUCCCAGGGUCAGGAGAUGGAGGAGACAGUAACCAGAUUGAAGAAAGAACUGUCCCACAGCCAGGCAGAGUACAGUCUGCUCAGACAGUCUGCUUGGAUUGACCCCAUCACUCACGACCAGGUCAAGAAGGAGCUGCUACGAAUGACAAAGGCUAUGGAGACAAAGUUUUCUGAGGUUCACACGCCCCAAGCCAAAAAGCCCAGGGAAGAACAGGACGCCCUGACAUCGCUCAGAUCGUCAGAGGAGGGGCUGAGCUCCCAGGGUCAGGAGAUGGAGGAGACAGUAACCAGAUUGAAGAAAGAACUGUCCCACAGCCAGGCAGAGUACAGUCUGCUCAGACAGUCUGCUUGGAUUGACCCCAUCACUCACGACCAGGUCAAGAAGGAGCUGCUACGAAUGACAAAGGCUAUGGAGACAAAGUUUUCUGAGGUUCACACGCCCCAAGCCAAAAAGCCCAGGGAAGAACAGGACGCCCUGACAUCGCUCAGAUCGUCAGAGGAGGGGCUGAGCUCCCAGGGUCAGGAGAUGGAGGAGACAGUAACCAGAUUGAAGAAAGAACUGUCCCACAGCCAGGCAGAGUACAGUCUGCUCAGACAGUCUGCUUGGAUUGACCCCAUCACUCACGACCAGGUCAAGAAGGAGCUGCUACGAAUGACAAAGGCUAUGGAGACAAAGUUUUCUGAGGUUCACACGCCCCAAGCCAAAAAGCCCAGGGAAGAACAGGACGCCCUGACAUCGCUCAGAUCGUCAGAGGAGGGGCUGAGCUCCCAGGGUCAGGAGAUGGAGGAGACAGUAACCAGAUUGAAGAAAGAACUGUCCCACAGCCAGGCAGAGUACAGUCUGCUCAGACAGUCUGCUUGGAUUGACCCCAUCACUCACGACCAGGUCAAGAAGGAGCUGCUACGAAUGACAAAGGCUAUGGAGACAAAGUUUUCUGAGGUUCACACGCCCCAAGCCAAAAAGCCCAGGGAAGAACAGGACGCCCUGACAUCGCUCAGAUCGUCAGAGGAGGGGCUGAGCUCCCAGGGUCAGGAGAUGGAGGAGACAGUAACCAGAUUGAAGAAAGAACUGUCCCACAGCCAGGCAGAGUACAGUCUGCUCAGACAGUCUGCUUGGAUUGACCCCAUCACUCACGACCAGGUCAAGAAGGAGCUGCUACGAAUGACAAAGGCUAUGGAGACAAAGUUUUCUGAGGUUCACACGCCCCAAGCCAAAAAGCCCAGGGAAGAACAGGACGCCCUGACAUCGCUCAGAUCGUCAGAGGAGGGGCUGAGCUCCCAGGGUCAGGAGAUGGAGGAGACAGUAACCAGAUUGAAGAAAGAACUGUCCCACAGCCAGGCAGAGUACAGUCUGCUCAGACAGUCUGCUUGGAUUGACCCCAUCACUCACGACCAGGUCAAGAAGGAGCUGCUACGAAUGACAAAGGCUAUGGAGACAAAGUUUUCUGAGGUUCACACGCCCCAAGCCAAAAAGCCCAGGGAAGAACAGGACGCCCUGACAUCGCUCAGAUCGUCAGAGGAGGGGCUGAGCUCCCAGGGUCAGGAGAUGGAGGAGACAGUAACCAGAUUGAAGAAAGAACUGUCCCACAGCCAGGCAGAGUACAGUCUGCUCAGACAGUCUGCUUGGAUUGACCCCAUCACUCACGACCAGGUCAAGAAGGAGCUGCUACGAAUGACAAAGGCUAUGGAGACAAAGUUUUCUGAGGUUCACACGCCCCAAGCCAAAAAGCCCAGGGAAGAACAGGACGCCCUGACAUCGCUCAGAUCGUCAGAGGAGGGGCUGAGCUCCCAGGGUCAGGAGAUGGAGGAGACAGUAACCAGAUUGAAGAAAGAACUGUCCCACAGCCAGGCAGAGUACAGUCUGCUCAGACAGCAUCUGAAGUCUGCUUGGAUUGACCCCAUCACUCACGACCAGGUCAAGAAGGAGCUGCUACGAAUGACAAAGGCUAUGGAGGUUUGUCAAACAAAGUUUUCUGAGGUUCACACGCCCCAAGCCAAAAAGCCCAGGGAAGAACAGGACGCCCUGACAUCGCUCAGAUCGUCAGAGGAGGGGCUGAGCUCCCAGGGUCAGGAGAUGGAGGAGACAGUAACCAGAUUGAAGAAAGAACUGUCCCACAGCCAGGCAGAGUACAGUCUGCUCAGACAGGAGUUUGAUCGUGAGAAGCAAAUUUAUGAGAACAGAAGACGGACAAUGACUGCCUCCUAUGACACGGUCCUCUCGGAAAGAACAGCUCUUGAACAGACUUUAAGUAAAGAAAAGGCUUCACUGAUGAAUCAGAUAGAGGAUCUACAAUCUCGGCUCAGUGUCGAAACCGAACAGACUAACAACAUUGAAGAGAGUCUGAAAAUAAAGCUUGUAGCCUCUGAAAACUCCUUACAGCAGUCCGAAACAGUGUUAAAUAAUGAGACAAAGGACAAUGUUAUCAAAGCUUUGAAAGAAGAGAUGAUGCAACUGAAAGAGGAAAUUGCACAGACUGAGGAAAAGCUGAAUGCUCAGAUUAUGACAGUUUCCACUGAGGCUAAACAACAGGAGGAAUCUGCACAGAAAGAACUCGCUCAGAGAGAUCAAAACAUUGAAGAACUGAAGCAGCAGUUACAAUCCAUCAAAGCAGAGAGUAAAAUGCAAGUUGACCAACAAACAGAGGAAAAAAACAACCUUGUGCAUGAAGUGGAUCAGCUCAAGAGUGAAAAUGAGAGAUUGAAGACAAACUGUGAAGAAAUGAAGAGUCAGUAUCAGAUGAGUGCUCACGAUAACCAGAUGUCGGCUGAGCAGAUGAGUGAGCUCAAGAAGAAGCUAGAAGAACAGGGUCAGGAACUGGAGACCAUUAACACAGAAUUACUGAAGGAAAAGGAGAAAAAUUUGCAACUAAGAAACAAAGACAUGGGUGGUAGUGUAGGAGAAAGCAAGGGAGUGGUGACAGACAUCAGGAUCCGAGACCUAGAGGCCGAAUUGACUCAUCUGAAGUCUGCUUGGAUUGACCCCAUCACUCACGACCAGGUCAAGAAAGAGCUGCUACGAAUGACAAAGGCUAUGGAGGCUUGUCAAACAAAGUUUUCUGAGGUUCACACGCCCCAAGCCAAAAAGCCCAGGGAAGAACAGGACGCCCUGACAUCGCUCAGAUUGUCAGAGGAGGGGCUGAGCUCCCAGGGUCAGGAGAUGGAGGAGACAGUAACCAGAUUGAAGAAAGAACUGUCCCACAGCCAGGCAGAGUACAGUCUGCUCAGACAGGAGUUUGAUCGUGAGAAGCAAAUUUAUGAGAACAGAAGACGGACAAUGACUGCCUCCUAUGACACGGUCCUCUCGGAAAGAACAGCUCUUGAACAGACUUUAAGUAAAGAAAAGGCUUCACUGAUGAAUCAGAUAGAGGAUCUACAAUCUCAACAGGAGGAAUCUGCACAGAAAGAACUCGCUCAGAAAGAUCAAAACAUUGAGGAACUGAAGCAGCAGUUCCAAUCUAUCAGACCUGAGAGUGAAAUGGAAGUAGACAAACAAACAGAGGAAAUAAACAACCUUGUGCAUGAAGUGGAUCAGCUCAAGAGUGAAAAUGAGAGGUUGAAGACAAACUGUGUAAACGAAGUGUUAAGGCUACAUCAGCAGUUGCAGCAUAGAGAAGCGGAGCUUUUAGUAGCUCGGGAGGAAGUAAAAAGCAAGCAAGAUUUACUGAAGGAAAAAAACAGUAAAAAGAAUACCGCUAAGAAGAAGAUAAUAGAGUUCAAACAAGCAGACAAUAAACAACUCAAACAUCUCCAGGCAAAUUCCUUAACAAGCAAGGUUCUGAGUGGAAUGUUCCACUGUGAGGAUGAACCUGAGGAGUUUGAGUGGAACCGACUGACAGAACUUCAGAGGAGGAAUACCCUGUGUCUGCCCCAUCUAAAGACCUCCUACCCUGUGGAGACGCAGCAAGUGAAACUCAAGAAGAUCAACCACGACGCUCUCAGACAGAGCAUCAUGCCCAGUGGGAGUGGCAAAAAGCGAAAGCUGCUCCAGCUCAGUGACAAUGAUGAUCAAAAAGCUUCGAUGAACCCGAGAAGCAGGCAACAGAUGAACAGAUUAACAACACCUGUCAUCAAACUCAGUUCAGUAGAUAUAUUGGAACAUCAAUUCUAGUGUGUAACCAAACUUUUAAACAUAAUUUGACUUAACAAUAUACCAUGUGAUAUAUACGGAGGAUGGCCUAACAGGGAAAUAUUUGUACAGAAGGAGAGAAAGAGACAGAAGGGAGGAAAAUGGAGGAAGACCAAGCAUAAUUCACAAACUGUUGUAUAUGAAGCAUGUGUUUCGUGUCUGGUAAUCAUGUCAAAUGUGUUAGAUUUAGAGGAGAUUAGAAUACAAAAUAAGUGGGUCUUCAUUGCUAUGAUUUGUCACUGUUUGUAUAUAUCAGUUGUGUAGAGCCUAGCAGAAAUGACUUGUAGGGAGAACAAUUGGUUGUGUGUUUAAACUUUUAAACCUCAGUUUAUGUUGCAGAACUGUUCAAAUCAAUACUUUCUAUUGCUUAUUUUUCAUAAGAGAAUUUUUAUUUUAUAUGCAUAAAUAUAAACUAAAUGAGCGAGCUUUUCCCCCCUUUCAGUUGUAGCUUGAAACAUUUUUAUGGGCAUUGGACUCCAUAAAAUGUAAUAACAUUUGUUCUGCAGAUUUGACUAUCACCAUGCAUUAGAACCAUGUCUGCAGAACUUGUAUCUAUACAUUCCAGUAUUCUGUUUUCAAAUCUCAAUGGAAAAAUAAAAGUUUUCUAUUUUUGUCUAUGUAUGAAUAAAAUUUGUUCAUGUAUUUGUUUUGUGAACAGCAUUUGUAUGAUGCAUGUAUGUUUUUGUAGAUGUAAAGAUUUCAUCCAACAUCCAGAAGUGCUAAAAAUGUAAACUAACAGCAAACCUCAUACAAGACUCUAUAAGUCUAUAUUGUACACAUGUCCAUUGUCAGAAGCUGAUACAGAUGUUCAUGUAUCUGAUUUUUAGCGUGAUUUUCAGAUUUGUUCCCAGUUUUGACAGGAGGUUGAUACAUUUGUAAAAUGAAAUGGAAUACUCAAUGGAUGCAUGGAGAACAGACUAUGUUUUUUUUCUGAAUCUGUCAAAAACAAUUAGUUAUAAGAGUAUCAUCAGUGCACUGUCACUAUCAGUUUCAUGGAGGACUUUGUUUCCCAUGUGGAUAUACCUACUACAAGAUUAUUACUGAUUGAUUAACAUUUUCUGUACAUUUUGCAACCACCAGAGUUUGGAUUAACUAUAUUUUUGCCAAAUACAACAUUAUUACAUUAUAUGAGGGAUUUCCCAUUUUUUUAUCAGAACAGUAACUGAUUGAAAUGAAUCUAAAGCUUGCUGAUGGUGCAUUGAUUGUAUUUGUCUAGCGUACUGAUAUAUCUUUAUUAUUGAAUUGUGAUGAUAUAGAAUCAGAAAACCUCACAUUAUAUUUUGAUGCAUUUUGCCCACUGUUUUCAACCAAGAUUUGCAUAAAACAGUGGUAUAUCAAGAGAUUUAUUUGCCUUACAAAUAUGUUCUUGACUGUCAACUUUAGGCUGGAUGCUGUUUUUGGGUAACGUGCGGUAAAUAAAACCUCUGAAUAUGAUGUUUGAAGCAACAUAGGAGUUGUGUGUACAGAGUGAACAUAUGCAAUGUGCAAUAAACAGCUAUAUAAGUGGCCUUGAAGAUUGUUGAACUUUGUCACAUGAUCUGUAUAUAUAUCACAUGCCUGUCAUGUGAUGUAUGUUUAUUCAAAGGCUAAUAUGAUUUCAGCUUUUUAAGUUUUUGAUUUGUUGAUGUUGAAUAUGGGGAUUUAUUUAUAAAAUAGAGCAUUUUCUCCCUGUGUAUAAUUGAAUAUUUUUAUAAUAUCAUUAUAUUAGCAACAUCACUAUUAAACAACUCAUUACAGUUGUAUAAAGUGUUCUUCGAUUUUUUUUGUUACACAGUACACAACACUUAGAAAU